UGCAGCCUUGCAGGAGGGAAUACUUCUCUUUUUUUUGUGUUCCAGUAAGUGUCUGGAUCUGGAGCAGUGCAACUACUGAACUUUGUUUUCUGACGUUUGCAUCUUUGUCAGAUAUACUUGCUCAUGCCCUCUAACUCCAGGCUCUUUUCCUAUACAGAAUUCAAGUGGAAACAACAACGCAGUGUUGUAAAUAUGUAGGUGGGUAAGCCUGUGUGCUACUCUCUUUUCGCUUGGCAGCUGCUGCUGAGCCAUUAAGGCUUGCCCAACUACGGAUGGAGGGGAAAGCUUAUUUGAGUGGUCUCAGCUACUUGCUUGCCAGUUAGAGGACUGUGGAAGUAGUGUUGUCUGUGAAACUUGUGUCCCUCUACAUCCAGUUGAAACUGGCCUCUGAAUUUUUAAAGUUGGUUAUGAACAGAGAAUCUGACAGCGAUAGCAGAAGUCUUGUUUCAACAUGAAAUCACACAGAGGGGGAAAACAGGCUGAAAAGUACAGUGCUUUGGAAGCUGUGAUGUGCUGCAUUGUCAAAAUAAAGUAUCAGUGGUGAAGACAGCAGUUCUUGCCGAAGGGUUUUCAGUAGUUAUGCUAAUACAUUAACUUCACAACACAAUGCUAUCUCCAAAGAUAGAGUAGUUCUUACAGCAGGACAGGUGCAGAGCUGGCUGCCUAGUGAGAUGGGUUAGACUGCUGAUCCAGCCAAUGGUAUUUAAAUAAAAUAAUGGUGGUUAAAUAGAAACUGUCCAUUAUUCCAUUAACAUAUAUUGAGGUGGCUUUGUUAACUUACAGAUUUCUCUUCCUAGUCUGGUAGUUCUUGUGUAACUUUGGAUUCAAUUACUUCUAGAAGGUGUUCUGGUACCUUGUAUCCCUUGUUCAUGUAGGGAAAGUAUUUCCACAGAGAUGCUGUGCUAACAGCUGGAUUGAGCAUGUGUUGAGAAAAGUCUGCACAUGAGGGCAGGCAGCCAAAAGAUGAUUGAUAACACUACUGGUGAAGCAGGCAUAUUGUUAAUACCUGUCAGGAGGCUGACAACAGGCAUUUCCAGUUUCUGGUUCAUGCACAUCACAGUGCUGAUCAGCUUCGUUUCAAGGACUGACUAUGGCUAAAAGCAAGGUAUUCCCUUACAGCAAUGCCACACACAGUCAGGGAUUCAGCAAAGUUCCACCAAGUUAGAAGAGUGAUGACCAUCCUUUUCCUUACUAUGGUUAUCUCAUACUUCAGUUGCAUGAAAGCUGCCCCGAUGAAAGAAGCUAGUGUAAGAGGACAUGGCAGCUUGGCUUACCCAGGUCUUCGGACCCACGGGACUCUUGAAAGCCUAACUGGGCCCAAUGCUGGUUCAAGAGGACUGACAUCACUGGCGGACACUUUUGAACACGUGAUAGAGGAGCUUCUAGAUGAAGAUCAGGACAUCCAGCCCAGUGAGGAAAACAAGGAUGCGGACUUGUACACAUCCCGAGUCAUGCUGAGCAGUCAAGUGCCUUUGGAACCCCCACUGCUCUUUCUGCUCGAGGAGUACAAAAACUACCUGGAUGCUGCAAACAUGUCCAUGAGAGUCCGGCGUCACUCUGACCCAGCUCGCCGUGGGGAACUGAGCGUCUGUGACAGCACAAGCGAGUGGGUAACAGCAGCGGAGAAAAAGACUGCAGUGGACAUGUCUGGUGCAACUGUCACAGUCCUUGAAAAAGUCCCAGUACCUAAAGGCCAACUGAAGCAAUACUUCUAUGAGACCAAAUGCAACCCCAAGGGGUACACAAAGGAAGGCUGCAGGGGCAUAGACAAGAGGCACUGGAACUCACAGUGCCGAACUACCCAGUCUUACGUGAGAGCUCUCACCAUGGAUAACAAAAAGAGAGUUGGCUGGCGGUUUAUAAGAAUAGACACUUCCUGUGUAUGUACAUUAACCAUUAAAAGGGGAAGAUAGUGGGCUCGUGUUGUAUAGAUUAUAUUGAGACAAAAUUAUCUAUUUGUAUAUAUACAUAACAGGGUAAAUUAUUCAGUAAAAAAAUAAUUUUAUGGACUGCAUGUAUAACUGAAGUUUAUACAGUACAGUGAUACCACAAUCUAUUUAUUGAGCAUAUCCAUGACCUGAAAGGGAACAAAAGUCAGUCAUUUGCGCACAAACUAAAAACAAAAAAAAAAAAAGAAAAAAAAAGGAGGAAAAAAAAAGAAAAAAGCAAACAAACUAAAAAGUCUGCAUUACAUUCCUCGAUAACGUUGUGGUUUGUCGCCGUUGCCAAGAAUUGAAAACAGAAAAAGAUUAAAAAAAAAAAAGAUUCAAAUUGCAUGCUGCUUCAAUUGUGAAUUGAUGAUAAACUGUCCUCUUUCAGAAAAAUAAAUUGAACCAAAACAUUCCGUUUACAUUUUAGACAGUAAGUAUCUUUAUUCCUGUUAGUAUUAUAUCUGUUUACUGCUUUUACCUUCUGAUAGCGUUGGAAUUAAAACAAUGUCAAGGUGCUGUUGUCAUAGUUUUACUGUUUCUCUUAUUUUUGAACUCCCAUCAGAUUUGGAAAAAAGAACAAAAAAACCACAUUACCUUAUUCUGGAUUAAAGACAAAUUUGGGGUUUUUUUGGUAUGUUGUGAAGGUGUUUGCAAUAGCAAUCCGACUACUACUGAUAAAAAUAAAUAAAAAGAGGCAACUGAAAAAGAAUGGUGAUGUUCCACAUUGCUGAACUUCAGGCUUAAAGAGAGCACUUAGUUAACUGUCUGUCAACACGCUUUGCUGGGUUAUUUUUUAUUAAGUCAUUGUCUUUUGAGACUUACCUUUUUUCAUACCAUAUUUGUUUGUGUUUGGGGUCCCCUCCCCUUUCCUCUCAAAGAAAGUUGACUGUGAGCUUCAGAAUAUUUCACUCAGCAUACAACUGGAGCUUGUCAUGUAGAAAAUACUCUAUGAACUGUUGAGAGCAAUGAUAACAAUGUAAUAAGACUGUGCUUGGAUCUAACAGUGAAGCCCAGCAGUGGUGUCUCAAACCCUCCCAGUGAAUCAAAGGGAGGUCAUGGCACUGGAGAGCUUGGUUGGUUCAGUAGUGAGGAAGUGUUUUGGUUUGACUGAGGCUGUCCAGAUGGUAGUUAGCGCUGAACUUGGUUCUGUGCAUCUCCUCAUGGAGGAAAAGCUGUGCCCUGCACACUGGUGCAUGUAGUGCAGCCUUGUGCUCCAGAGUAUGUCUGCUAGCCCCGGAGUCCUGUGUGAUAGUCAGGGAUCGAGGCCAAAAGAGGCUCUGCCUGCAGCUGGAGGCAGUCAGCUUCUGGAGGCAUGUCUACUUCUGCUGUCAGCCUUCAUGAAGCAAGAAUUGGCAUUAAAAGUAAGCAAAGAGCUAGGGCUGGAGUAGUUGUCUUAACAUCUGCUUAGGUUCUGAUGUACUUUCUAGGCCCUGUGCUACCGCUCUAAUGAUCUAGACAGAAGUAGUUCUAAAAAGGCAGGUUGUAAGGUUCGGAGCCGGGCAUAGCACUUCAGCUGGAUACAGUGGGUGGAGAGGCAGAAAUAGCUCAUUAGUGAGCUCACUAAAGAUAGAUGCUGUAUUUGUAAAUCCUCUAGACAAAGUAGCUUGAGCAAAGAGGGAAAUGCUGUAAGACAUAAUUAUUGUGAAAUCUGCAUUAGUUGGUCUGUCUGUGGAAAUUAAUUAAAAGCUGGACUGGGCAAAGCUAAUUUGAAAUAUCAUCCCUUUUAAUGAUCUCCUGUGAAGAAUGUAUUUAACACAGAAUUGAUAUCACUCCUAGUAGAAAACCUGUCUGCUAGCUUAUGUGAGCUGGCAUAGACACCUUCAAAGUGGUUUCUUCUUAGGGUAAAAGGGCUUCCCUUUGCUAGGACUGUCAAAGUAGAGUCAUCCUCACUGUAAAAAGAAUUUUAUAUUUUGUACUGGCUGCAUGUUUGCUGGUCUGUGAACAAGAAGAGAAUGUUAUGUGACCUACUUGAGCUUCAGUCUUGAGGCAUUCCCACCUAAAAAUCAGAAAUUAAGAAAAUCUUACUAAAAUGUCUCCAAGCUUCAGCUGUUCCUUAUACAAACUGGACACUUGUGGUGAGGGAAAAAAAUAAUUUUUCUGUAGCCAGUAUGUUUAUGCAUAUUAUAAUCCAUGGCAUUUAGUAACCUGAACAUUGCUUGAGUGCUGUUGUUCUCAGCAGUGUUUCUAAACUGCUGCAGAGAGGUGGUACAGUGGUAGCCCAGCUCACAAGUAUAUUUUGGCAGUAGUAAUGAGUGUGUAACAGAUCAUCUAGACUAUGAAAAAAAAGUGAUAGCUAGGAUAUGAUGGUAAUCUAAGUCAGAUAUUGAAACAAAGUAAUUCCCUGCUCAAAUAAACUGAAUUUGCAAAAGAAGUGUUAGCAUAUAAACUACGCUAGAAAUAAAGUUCCUCAUUUCUCAAAGUUAAUUAUGGGUACACCUUCAAUUCAGUCAUUCUUACUUGGAAUAGGUCACAGUGGCACUUGUUACACACUCAAAACGGUUUGAUGGUAUGUUCAAGUGGUGCUGUUAGCUCUCUGGGUGAGUAAUUGAAAUGAAUAGGACUUCUCAUAGAGUAGCUUUGUGUUUAAAGCAACUCAAAAAUGUAACUGCUGUGUUAAUAUAAAAUGGUGAAAACCCACUUUAUAUUAUCUUUAGGAGCAGGGACUACAGCUGUUGGUACAUUAAAGCACACACAGGUGGCUUUUGCUCUUCAGUGGCUUUUCCAACACAGUCACUUGAUGGGCUUUCUGUUCCCAUCACUUCUGCUCAUGUGCUGUUGACUGCUGAGCUUUUGCCACUGAAUACACCCAAAGGAGCACCUCAUGCACAUGGGGAGAACUUAGGAACAGCACUGAGAACGUAGGGAGGAACCAUGCCCUGUAACUGCUCCCAGAGUGGAUUCCUGUAAUAUGUAUGUCAACUCUUGCUUUCGACAUAUAUAUAACAUGAAACUGGUAGUUAAACUGCAGUCCUGUGGCUCUCGCUUGCUUGACCCAAUGCAGACAUGAUCGCAGGCUCGGUUCAGUUAACAAGUUGUGGGUGGGGGCUUGGUUUUCUUUCAUGUCACUUAAUUGAAAUCUUGCUGUGGUCUGUUUGUGACAAAGGUAUAUCAUGCAUGUCAGCAGGCCUAGUGCUGUGUUAAGUAAAGACUCUUGCAAAUGUAAGUUCAUGUCUGUGGCCUUGUUCUCUACUAUUCACCUUGUGUAACAUAAAUAUUUAUUGUAUAUUUAUAUAAUUUUAUGUUUUUUGGAAAAAAACACUGAAAUUGGCAUUAAAAUUUAAAAGCAA
This is a messenger RNA of Gallus gallus (chicken), 5218 nucleotides long. RefSeq names its product brain derived neurotrophic factor (gene BDNF). Bases 1122 to 1913 code for a protein of 263 amino acids. The record is from RefSeq and is a predicted model, not a curated record. Gene Ontology annotation, molecular function: growth factor activity; nerve growth factor receptor binding. Gene Ontology annotation, biological process: nerve growth factor signaling pathway; positive regulation of collateral sprouting; memory. NCBI's taxonomy places the organism in Eukaryota, Metazoa, Chordata, Aves, Galliformes, Phasianidae. The transcript has 2 exons.